UGGUCAUUGAUUGUUGAGACUUGGGAUGUUGAUCUUGUCGCGUGGCUAAUUGACUCUUGGGAUAAACUCUGGUUGCCUGGAUUUAAUACACGACUGUUGGUGUAUCUACAUGAGUUGAUUCUCAACUACUUGACUACCUCACCACCCUCCUCCCAUCACCCCCGACAGACAGACAGACAGACAGACAGACAGACACGGACAAUCAACGCAUUGAUCGACCAACGCUACUACUGACAUCGUGCAACCCACUGAACUCCAACCACUCAGUCCGAUCCCACGCCUAUCCUUUCUUCCUCUGGCUCACUCGCCUCACUUACGCCCUCAAUUGCAAAGCUCAAAGACCUCCACCAAAAUGACCACCCCAAAAUACAACCUCCGCAACCCCCUCCCCCUCUCCGCCACCCAAGAAGCCGAAGUCAAGCAAAUAUACUACAAGCGCGUACGAGGCCACUGCGCCCCCGAGAUCAAGGCCUUCGCCGAAUGCGCCGUCAACCGCACGGUAACAGCCACCUGGGUGUGCCGGGAGCAGCGGCUGGCGAUGAACUCGUGCAUGCUGGCGCACGCCAAACCGGAGGAGGAGGACCGGGCGCGGGAGGAGUGGUUCGCGACGCACGAGGAGCGGCGGCGCGCCGAGCAGGCCAAGCUGGAUGCCGUCGAGGAGCGGCGCGCGCAGGUCAUCUCGAUGAUGCGGGCGGAUGAUGAGCGGAGGCGGCGGCAGGAGGAGGAGAAGUUGCGGCAGCAGCAGCAGCAGCAGAAGUAG
This is a messenger RNA of Aspergillus brunneoviolaceus CBS 621.78, 760 nucleotides long. RefSeq lists its product as uncharacterized. The record is from RefSeq and is a predicted model, not a curated record. Bases 353 to 760 code for a protein of 135 amino acids. Gene Ontology annotation, cellular component: mitochondrion. Lineage: Eukaryota; Fungi; Ascomycota; Eurotiomycetes; Eurotiales; Aspergillaceae. The transcript is spliced from 2 exons.